AUGAAGGUGUUUCUUGCGCAGUGUCUGCUGCACUGCCUGACAAUGACGGGAGGAUAUAAAACGGGGCGGACGGAUGGACAACGGUCAAUGAGAGGGAAAGAAAGACCCGUGUGUUUUUGAGCGAGCGACUGAUAACACAGAGAAGGAGAGAAUGAACCACCGUUGUUGUUAGACUGAAUCACACCAGAGUGUGUGGACUUGUUAGAGAAACACUGAAAUAACAUCGAACAUCCAUGAUGGAGCUGGUCCCUAAAACUAAGUACACUCACUUCCGGAGUGAAUCUCUCAGUUCGAAUGACGAUACCAACUCCAACCCUUUCUCCCUCCCCCCUUCCACCCCCGCAACCCUCACCCCUCCUGGGCUAACCUCCUCCCUCUCCUCCUCCUCUCUCACCCCCACUCCCCCUUCCUCCCCCCGCCGGGCCGAGAACAGCCCCACCACGCUCUGUUCCUUCUUCCCCAGGAUGGGAGCCCUUCGCCUGGGCAUCUCUGCUACUCUACUCCCAGGCCUCAAGGUCUCCAGCAGGCCUCAGCGGGCUCAAGCCCCCAUGGGGUCUUCAGGGGGUAACAGUUCCAGCUCUCCCACUCCUCACCCCCCUCCCUGUCUAACAGCCCCCUCUCCCCCCCAUCGCCCCCCUCUGCAGGAUAUGAACCGGCUGGGUGGGGCGUCCAGGAGGGCGCGGGUGGAGGGGGGGCAGCUGGGGGGAGAUGAGUGGACGCGCCACGGCUCCUUCGUCAACAAGCCCACCAGAGGAUGGCUACACUCAGACCAUGUGGUCAGCACCACUGGGGUCGCCUACUCAGUACGGUAUAUGGGCUGUGUGGAGGUGCUACAGUCUAUGAGGGCGCUGGACUUCAACACCAGAACUCAGGUCACCAGAGAGGCUAUCUCAGUGGUGUGUGAGGCAGUGCCUGGAGCCAAAGGAGCCCAACGCAAGAGAAAGCCGUCGUCUCGCUGUAUGACGUCCAUUCUGGGGAAACGUAACCUGCAGUUUGCUGGGAUGACCAUCAGCCUGACGGUCUCUACCAGCAGCCUCAACCUGCUGGCCUCCGACUGCAAACAGAUAAUUGCAAAUCAUCACAUGCAGUCCAUCUCUUUCGCUUCUGGAGGAGACCCAGACACAGCAGAGUAUGUAGCAUACGUGGCCAAAGACCCAGUCAACCAGAGAGCGUGUCAUAUCCUGGAGUGUUCGGAGGGCUUGGCCCAGGAAGUCAUCAGUACGAUAGGGCAGGCCUUCGAACUACGCUUCAAACAGUACCUGAAGAACCCCCCCAAACUAGUCACCCCCCAUGACAGGAUGGCUCCGUUUGAUGGCUCAGCGUGGGAGGAAGAGGAAGAUGAGGGAGCACCGCCCCCUGCAGAUGUUCCGUACUAUAAUAACUUCCCCGGGAAACAACCUCCUCCUGGGGGACUGGUGGACAUGAGGGCCCGCCCUGUGGCUACGCUGCCCUAUGGACAGCCGGGUCAGAAUGAUAUUCACAAGCAGCCGCUUCCCCCUCUACCAAUGGGAGCAAAGGAGGGAGGGCGGGACCUGUGUGAUGACCCCUCAUAUGUCAAUGUGGAUAAACCCCGCCCCGCAACAGCUGCAGCCAAUGGCAAUGCUCACAGAGAUGCAUUCGACAUGAAGCCGUUUGAUGAUUCCCUGGGUGUAUCAGGUCUGGGGGUCUCAGCGGCGCCCCCUCUGGUGGAACAGCUGCAGUGCGAGGCCUGGUUCCAUGGCAGCCUGAGUCGCAGGCAGGCUGAGAGACUGCUGACCCGUGACGGAGACUUCCUGGUCCGAGAGUCAGGCACCACCCCUGGACAGUACGUCCUCACUGGACAACAGGGGGGUCAGCCCAAACACCUACUACUGGUCGACCCAGAGGGAGUGGUACGUACCAAAGACCACCACUUUGAGAGUGUGAGCCACCUGAUCAGUUACCACAUGGACAACAGACUGCCCAUCGUAUCAGCAGGCAGUGAGGUGUGUCUGCAACAACCAGUGGAGCACGGGGCCUGAACACACACACACAGCAAUGCAACACACACACACUCUCAGAAACACUACACACAUAAGCAGUGCUGACAACAUUAAGGAAAGCCAAAAAAACACCUUUAUCACUCUUUCUGCCAAAAUCAUUUGCUCUCUGCUUUUCCUCACACCCUUCUCUCCUCCUGGACGACUCACUGUUACCUCCUUGAUCCCUCUGUUCAUCCUUCCGUCAUCGAGGUCCACUCCCUCCAUCCCUCCAAAGAACGUGGGAGUAACACCUAGGAACACUAUUUUCCUUCUCAUCGGGACAGAAAUUAAUACAAUUUAGUAAAAAAACGGAGCAUUAUUAAUUAAAUCAUGCCAUUGUAUCAUUCAGAAAUGAUUCUAUCAUAGUAAAGGACUAUGCACCUUGGAGGGGAGGAGUGAAACGUAGAGAAAGGAAUGGAGGGAUGGGGGAGAGGUCUUGAUCCAGACAUGGCAGAGGAAACAGUUUCUCUCACUGUCACAGAAGCACUCCAAAGACUUGUCUGAUGAUUGGACUCAUCAGAGAGCUCAGACAUGGACCCUCCAAUCAAAUAUCAGUGGAACACAUGAAUAACCAAUCAUGACUGAGAUCAGGCCUCCUGUUAAUAUGCAUUGACAUUUGUGUGUCCACACCAAUCAGGGCCCUCGCUUACCAUCAAGCCACUUCCAUUAAAAUACCUUUCAUAUUUGACCAUUGACCCUGAGUGAUACCUGGUGAUGUCACGGAGGACGUCUCUGUAUGCAAAAAGGGGGUUGCUAUACCAACAACCAUUGUCUCCGUCUGUCCAAAUAUGGACAAGGUUUCUUUCCGGCCUCCGAAGGUGGAGUUUGAUAAAAGGAUGUCCGACAUCCGCCUGUCUGUCUGCAUGGGACUGGUCUUACCUUUCUGUCUGCAUGGGACUGGUCUUACCUUUCUGUCCUGAUCAUGACAAAGAAAGUGGACUUGGUUGGACUGGGGCGGCAGAAACCAUGGAGAUGACUCCUACACCAACAUACAGUGUGCUAGUCUGUAUCUGUCAUGUGUACUUUCAUUGGGAGUAUAGUGUCUUUACAUAGAGAGGGAUGGAGAGAAGACUGGGAAGGGGCAGGGGGCCGGGGGGAGGUUCCACAUCUAAGAGAUGUCAUCAGACCUAGACACGAUGUCAUCUGAAAGAGUUCAAAACCAAUUCUACGACGAUGUCACAGUCAACCCAAAUGCGGCUGUCACAAUUUAAUCGGUGCUGUGUUGGAAUCGUAGUUCGUAUUAAUGCCAAUAUUUUCUUGCUUUUCAAUGGAUUUGUUAAUAUCUGCUUGCCUUGACAAUCUAUGGCCAUGUCUCUGUCUGUCGGGGGGGCAUACUGGAAGAAGUGUGUUAAAUGCCGAAAGCGUUCGGUCCAGAGCAUUCAAAGCAUAGAUUUUAUCUCCUCCCCAAAUGUGCUGCAACACUUGGUCAGGAGAUUAGCUUUUAGCGUUAGCAUUAGUGUGUGAUGUGUUUCUUGUCAGCUCACUGCAGGGAAAACUGGGAGCUUCGCAAACGUUGGUCAGAGGUUGGACUUUGACGUGUUGUUUUCCUUGGAAUUAGUAGAGGGAGAGAACGUGGAGGAAUCAUCCUCUCCCUCCUUCUCUUCAUGAUAUGUUUUGUAUCUUUUACUCGUGCCUUGUUUCUUCGAUGCAGUUGCCUCACUCCAGUCUGUCACCUAAUGUACUGUGCUUAUUAGACAGUCAGUUGAUGUACUUAAUCCAAAUGUAGUGGACCGUUGGAUCCUGUCACAUGGUCUCUCAGUCCAUCACUGACUCUCACCACCCAGGUCCAGUGAUGCCAAUCCACUCCUCUAUUGCACAUUCAUUCUUACUUCCUGUUGUCACUUGUUGUUGUCACGGUUGCUUGAUGUCGCAGCUCUCAUUGGAGGGAUUUCCACUCCACCUGUAAAUAACAUCAGAUCUGAUUGGUUGGUUUGAGUUAUUUGUUCUGAAAUGAAAGUCUUUAUUGUUUAGAUGUUAUUAAUAACAUGGGUGGGACAGAACCAGAUACUGUAUUUCACAUGUAAUACCCACAGAAUACUUUUCUCUCUGAAUCCAAUUCAUUUUGAUUCUAGCCAAUGAACCAUGUCCAGGUUUUUGAGGGAGGCUGAAACCAAACUGUAAACGUGGAAGUGAAGAGUAAACUGGGAUCUGCCACCUGCUGUACAAAAUAUUUCUGUCUCAUCAGUAGGGUUGCAAAAUCCUGUGGUUUUCCAGAAAUCCUGGUUGGAGGAUUCACGGAAUUCCUGUUUAUUCGCUUGUGUAAUUCUAGGAUUAUUUUAACCAGGAUUUCUGGGGAAUUUGGGGAAAGUUAUCUGAAUUUUGCAACUCUAGUCAUGAGAAAGGGCUCUUUGAGCCUGGACAGGUAAUUGUUUUAUUCAUCUUUCUCAUCGUGCUUGUGUGUGUGUUGUGAGAGAGGAUGUGUGGAUGAUCAGAGUUUAUGGUUGGGAGUGUAGUUCUUACAUGGUGGCACUUGUGCUCUGUGUGUGAGGCCUUUGCUUCAUUCUGUCACAAACACACAGACUGUUUAAGUGACUAUAGGUCCUGGAUAGGCAACAAGAAAACAAGUAUACAAGCCCCAAGGUGUGUGUGUAAAAGGAGUCAUCUAUCCUCUACAUCAUUUGUGAAGCAUUCUAGCGUUGUCAUUGUUCAUCACAGUUGCCUUUGUUGCAUGGAAAUCAUUUUUUUUUACAGUUUCUAUAUUGUUGUUUUGAUGUACUUUUUAAUUUGAGUUUUGAAAGCCAAAGGGUUAUUUUCAAUUAGCCUUCACAAAUAUAUUGAUUUAAUUUUUUACUUUUUACAGCUCUGUUGUAAUGCUCUUGUUCUUUUGGGGGAAAAUACAUCUGUUUACACCUGUACCUGAAAUCACAGAUGGCAUAUAAAUGCAUAUGUCAUGAAUCUUUCUUGGUGAGUUUGGUUUUAAAAUGCAGUUUCUGGAUUUACA
Molecule: messenger RNA, 4941 nt
Organism: Oncorhynchus tshawytscha (Chinook salmon)
Lineage: Eukaryota; Metazoa; Chordata; Actinopteri; Salmoniformes; Salmonidae
Product: SHC-transforming protein 1-like
Biological process (GO): cell surface receptor protein tyrosine kinase signaling pathway; intracellular signal transduction
Cellular component (GO): plasma membrane
Molecular function (GO): receptor tyrosine kinase binding
Source: RefSeq, a predicted model, not a curated record